This is a messenger RNA of Hymenoscyphus albidus, 1242 nucleotides long. The record is from the annotation of a GenBank genome assembly. Lineage: Eukaryota; Fungi; Ascomycota; Leotiomycetes; Helotiales; Helotiaceae.
AUGGGAUCCAAACGAGUCAAGCCACCGUCGGCGAAGGUGGCAUUACCUUUCAAAACCGGCAACAAAUUUCGACGACAGGAUUUGCACGUCAAGCAAAAGAAGGCGCGCGACAGUUUGCGACGAGACGAACGGUUCAAGCGCAAACGAGAAGAAGAUAGAGAUCCAACAUUAAGAGCCGAGCGAUUAUCUAGAAAUAUUCCGCAUACGAUUGAUAAGAAGCGAGUUUGGGACGACGUGGACGGGGAUGGACUUAACGUCAGUGUGGAUGUAGAACAAUUGAAGAGGCGGCGCAUAGAGGCGGCAGAAGCUGCCGAACAGGAAGCCUUGGAAGGCGCGGACGAAGAAGCAAUAGAGGAUGAUGUGGACAGUAUGUUGGAUUCCGGCUCUGAAAAUGAGGACGACGGGGAUGCGCCGAAGCCCAAACCACGACCUCGAGCAGCUUCCACGGCCGCCUCGACGACUAGUACAAAUCUCGAUUUAACGCCCGAUUCUCUUGCGCUCAAGUUCCCUACACUCUUCUCAGACGAACCUCCGCCAGUUCCUAAAGUUCUACUCACCACAUCUAUUAAUUCUACCCUCCACCACGAAGCCGAACUUCUCUGCACCCUCUUCCCUCAUAGCACCUACAUUCGUCGUUCAGCACACCGUUUUGGUCACAAAUUCUCGUUACGAGAGAUCUCCAAAUUUGCAGCAAAUCGCAAUUAUACUUCUGUUAUCCUUCUCAAAGAAGACUACAAGAAACCAACAGGACUUACGAUCGUACACCUCCCAUCCGGGCCUACUUGCCAUUUCUCAAUUGCUAAUUGGGUCGAGGGCAAGAAACUGCCAGGACACGGAAAUCCUACAAAUCACUACCCAGAGUUAAUAUUGAACAACUUCCGCACGCCGUUGGGUUUAUUGACUGCGCGGUUAUUUCUGACUCUCUUUCCACCACAACCAGAAUUACAAGGCAGACAGGUUGUCACAUUACACAAUCAACGUGAUUACAUCUUCCUACGAAGACAUCGCUAUGUAUUCCGAGAUAAACGAGAAACAGAGAAGAGUGUCGUAGGGGCGGAUGGAGAGAAAGUCAAGGGGGUAGAAGAUAUUCGCGCAGGUUUACAAGAGCUUGGUCCAAGAUGUACGCUGAAGUUACGGAGAGUAGAUAAGGGGAUUGGACGAGCUGGCAGCGAGGGUGAUGAUGCUGUGCAAUGGCAGUGGAAAGCACAUAUGGAGAAACAACGAACAAGGUUCAAUUUGUAG